This is a messenger RNA of Penicillium waksmanii, 489 nucleotides long. RefSeq lists its product as uncharacterized. The coding region runs from base 1 to 489 and encodes 162 amino acids. NCBI's taxonomy places the organism in Eukaryota, Fungi, Ascomycota, Eurotiomycetes, Eurotiales, Aspergillaceae. The transcript has a single exon. The record is from RefSeq and is a predicted model, not a curated record.
AUGUCACUUGUUUUUAUUUUCAGGAAUCUCGCUAUUUUCAUUCUAGCAGCGCUAGCCACGGCAUUAAUCGGUAUUUUGGUCGACCUUUCUGUGUUCAGUUCCCGCUACUUGCGGUCACAACGACAAAAAGAGGCCGCUCUAAAACAGGCGCUUGAAUCACCCCCAGGCUUGUUUCGGCUGCUUGUGGCGAAUAUAGCAGGGAAUGCAGCGGUGGAGAUGUCCCAAGAUCCCCUCAAAUACAAAGAAUAUUUCGAUAUUAGGGGCUGGGAGUGCCACUGGUCACUAGGCCGAGGGGCGGACGCUCUUAUAUUCUUCACUCUGCCGGCUAUGUUGAAUGUAAUAGGGAAGAAGUUCCGAAAUCUCUCUCAAAACAAGGAGCUCUUUGAUUUUGUUCCGGAUGAGAAGUUCCGCCGGGCCCUUGAGAUAGUAUUGACUGCGGACCCCCGGAUUAAGACGAGCCUUCAAGAUAUCCCGGCUGCUUCUGAUUAA